This is a messenger RNA of Dibothriocephalus latus, 558 nucleotides long. Lineage: Eukaryota; Metazoa; Platyhelminthes; Cestoda; Diphyllobothriidea; Diphyllobothriidae. The record is from the annotation of a GenBank genome assembly.
AUGAAUGAAAAAGUUCGCGUCCCAGAACUCUUACAGGAGUCCAUCUUCGAAAGCUCAGGCAAUAAAUCAAUCUAUCCGGUGCACGACACACUUUUCUUUACUUUCGUACUCUUCGUAUCCGCGGCCGACAUUGCAACCGGUAUUGCUGGUGUUGUCUACAAAGAAAAAGUUGGCGAUGGCAUUAUGCAGUACUUGAAGGCCGCUGUUGAUGCUUACCAACCUGGCGAGGGCCAGAAGUUAACUGCUCUUGAUCUGAAUCAGGUUACGUUCCAAUGUUGCGGUUACGAAAGUUCCACCGAUUACCUGAAGAAACUGCAGAGUGUGCCCCAAUCCUGCUGUGCGUACGGGAACUGCGUCUCAAUCGGCGCCAACCUCCCCUCGGACCUCCCGGGUUGCAAAGAGCGUGCCAUCGGUAUUCAAAGUCGGACCCUCAUCAUCUGUGCGGUCAUCAUCGCCCUGGCUCUGGUCCAGCUGGUUGGUCUGGUCUUCUCCAUGAUUCUCUGCUGUGCUGCAAAGGACAGGCACUCCCGGACGCAUUACCGGCCCGUGCAGAGUUAA